AUGAAGAAAUUGCAACGUCUUUUCAAGAUCUUGGCUUAUUCUCAGGUAUGUUUUUGUUAAUGGAAAAACAAUGGGGGCAAAUGGCACAUACAACAAUUAUCUGUCCAUGUAACAGAGGAAAACAACAGAACACAAAAUGGAACUUUCCUUUUACACAAAAUAAGAUAUAAUACAGACACUAAUUAAUAUGCACAAUUAGUUUUAGAAAACAAUAUGAAAAACAUAUUACAUGUGGUAAGAUUUAUCAAGGUGCAAGACGUAGUCACCAUUGUCACUAAUGGAAUCAGUAGGCACAUCCCACUGGUGAUUGAUCCCUUUUACCGUUUUGCUCAUUUCACGUCACAGCAUUUUAAACAGCUCUUCCACUGAGUCAAUAGAGUUGCCUACCAAACAAGAAAAAUGCAGAUUUGUCUUUAUAUGUUAAUAUCCAUUUCCCAACCCCACUAAAAGUAACAUUGUCAUUUUCCCUCUUCUCUAAUCAGCGAGAAGCAUAUUCUCCAUUGAAAUUUUUCAAUGCGUCUCGUCCACCGUGGUUUAGUUCUUUCUCCCAGGAAGACAGUUCCGAAUAUCUUCGAUUCCUUUUAAACAGGUAUUUAAAAAAUUCUUAUAUCCUGAUUAUUUACUUAGUACUAAAUGUAGAAUUGUAUACUGUAAUGUUAAACAUGGUAUUACUUUAUAAAAGGAUCAGUUUCUCUAGAGUAGCAAACCUGCUAAUGUCCUGAAAAGUGGGCAAGUAAGAGAGUAGGUUACACAGGGCACUGUACCUUUAAAAGGGCUGUCUGAGUGCUUGUUUCCUCAAAGCAGACCAUGCAAUACAACCCCACAGUACAGCCUCUAUUGCCCCCAUACACACUUCAACCCCUAUUUACCCCCUCCCAUACAUGGCAAUUCCAAAUAAGGAUACCAAAUUAGGGAGCCAUCUAUUUAUAUCUACUGCUAUUAUCUUCCUUUUAAUUUUAGCUAUAGAGAUGAAGGCUGCUGUCCAUCCAUUCACAGACAUAGCAUCUGGUCCUUGUACAGAAAUAGGUUGCUGACCCAUGUUAUAAUGCCUCCAACUCAAGCUUUGCCUAAGGCCUCUGAAAGUAUAGAUUCACCUCUGACUACAAUAACAAUAAUAAUAAGUUACGUAAUCAUUUUAGUUUUGUGUGGGGAUUGGGGCAGCUCAGAAACCUCUCAACACAAGAGACUUGGGGGGGUGGGGGGGUUGGGGGAGGGGAUGCCCCCUGCCUCCCUCUCCAGCCCUCCUCUGUAAGCCAAUAGUAAUAAAAUACCCUCUGGUUAGAACUGCAUCAACUAAAUGAAAUAUACAUUAUUUUAAAGCCAAUUCGUUUUUUAUGGUUAUUGUUAGGUAUGAUUCAUAUUAAAUAUAUGUAUUUUUAAAAAACUUUUUAUGUUAGCUUGCACGAGGAAGAGAGAUUAAAGCUUCUAUCUUCAGAGACUACCGCCGAUGCUCUGUCUACAAAAGUUCCACCUAAGGAGGCAUCACAAAGCACAAGCUGCGGGAAAGAUAAAAAAACUGUGAUACAACACAUGUUUGAGGGAAAGCUCAAAACGAAAAUCUUCUGCCAAACAUGUAAAAUAAUUUCCCAGAAGACAGAAGCUUUUACAGACCUUUCACUGGGAUUUCCAACAUCAUCCAGUGAAACUGGCAAAAAAGAACAACAGGAAAAGCUUUCAGUCAACGACAUGUUCAGCCAUUUCCUAGCACCAGAAAUUCUUGAUGGAGACAACUGCUAUCAGUGUGGAAACUGUGCUUCCCUCCAGAAAGCAGAGAAGACCGUGCAAAUUACAGAGGAGCCAGAAUACCUAAUUUUAAAUUUGCUGAGGUUUUCCUAUGAUCUAGAGCACCACGUGAAGCACAAAAUAUUAAAUCCAGUGUCUAUUCCACCAGUACUGAGGCUGCCCGUGGAAAGAUCUACCUCUCUGGACACUGAUAUUUCUGGUGCUGGUGAGAAUAAAGGUAUUGAGCUGACAUCAGUUGCGAUAGACGAUCGGCACUGUACCCAACGACGAGUGCCUUAUGUUUUAAAUUCUGUUGUGGUGCAUUCAGGAGCAACAUCUGAAAGCGGCCAUUAUUAUUGCUACGCCAGGGACAUAAGUUUAAGGUCUGUAAAGCAGGUGAAGAGUUCCUCCAAAUCUGUCUAG
This is a messenger RNA of Pelobates cultripes (western spadefoot toad), 2145 nucleotides long. The record is from the annotation of a GenBank genome assembly. Lineage: Eukaryota; Metazoa; Chordata; Amphibia; Anura; Pelobatidae.